Messenger RNA from Annulohypoxylon maeteangense, 5731 nucleotides. RefSeq lists its product as uncharacterized. Bases 609 to 5255 code for a protein of 1548 amino acids. The transcript is spliced from 5 exons. The record is from RefSeq and is a predicted model, not a curated record. NCBI's taxonomy places the organism in Eukaryota, Fungi, Ascomycota, Sordariomycetes, Xylariales, Hypoxylaceae.
UGACUAAAACCGCAUAUCUCAUAUCUCUGGAGGCUCCAGGCUGAGAAACGCGGAGCCACCUGACGACACCAAAAACAGGGCCCCGUGAUGGUGUAGUGAAUUUCUCCCUUCAACUUUGUAAACUUUGUACACCCCUCUUCCUCAUCAUUCUCAAUACCUAGGUACGACGAGGUACGAUGUGACCUAUUCGACCGACCUUUAAACUUUAUGUUUCUGUUGAAACUUUACACUGUUCAAUCAUCCGACCUUCCGGCCUUUAAACAGGGCAACGACGUGCUAAUAGCACAUGGAGAGCUACUCGACUAUAUGGGGAUUAUUUCGUAGUUUAUGGUCAGGUUGACCGAAGACUACUUCCUCAUCUAACUUUUCCCCUAUGACUCCUUCCUGAUCUUUCAAAUUUCCAAGUAUACUGUGUACAUUUCUAACUCUAAAUGUCUCCCUGUACUUUAUUUUGUUACCGUCGCCCUAUGUCACGCGCGACGUCGAUCCUCUUAAAUUCGCUCCCUCCUUCUUAAGAGAAACACCUCCAACCACCAGUCUUCCGCUUACACUCACCAUAUAAGGCGACUCUACUGGCACGAGCCCUCUCGCUUUUUUCAUAAGUAAGCAUGGGCUCGAUCAAUAAACAAAUCUCGCGCUACGAGACGACGGCAGUUUACACCCACCCAGACGCUAAAGUCGACAUCGUUCUUGUCCACGGCCUAAAUGGCGACCCGGAAAAAACGUGGUCGGCCAAAAACGGGGUAUUCUGGCCGUCCGAUCUACUCCCCACCUCUCUGAGGGACGCCCGCGCAAAUAUUCUCGUGUAUGGAUAUAACGCCGAUGUAUAUUCGAAGAAACAUGGGUCGAACCCAAGUGACAACUUCAUAUAUAUGCACGCGCAGACCUUGGUGACAUCCCUUACACAUUAUCGGAAAGAUGAGUUGUCGUCGCAUAACCCAAUCAUAUGGGUGUGUCACAGCUUGGGUGGAAUCUUGGUUAAGCGCGCACUGUUAUACUCGAACGACUUGAGAGCUUCUCAACAUGAGGACUAUCGAUCAAUCUACGUGUCUACAUAUGGACUUAUAUUCCUUGGCACCCCGCAUACGGGUUCUGAAAUAGCGGGAUGGGGUACCAUGUUACAAGGCAUGUCAGAUGCCGUAGUGCCUAGGACGUUCUUUCAGUCCGAGUCGGUACUACUGAAGACGCUCAAGAGGGAUAAUGAAACGUUGCAAAAUAUCAAUAACCAUUUCCUCGAUAUAUAUCAGCGAUUCAAAAUUCUCAUGGCGCACGAAAACCACAAGACGGAUAUGAAAGGGACCAGGAUGCUCAUAGUCGAUGCACAAUCAGCCGGCCCCCAACUUCCGGGCGUGACAUACUAUGCUAUCGAAGCAACUCACUCUGGCAUGUGUAAAUUUGAAAGUAGGAAUGCACCGGGGUAUAGAACUAUAGCUACGGCUAUAAGGGAAUGGGUUGUCGACGCGCCGGACGUUAUCGCCACCCGAUGGAGAGUAGAGGAUGAUGAAAAAUUGGCAAGGGCUAAACACGAAAUUGAAGAGAGAAUGAAGCCGUGGCUUGAUUCGCAACGCAUCCAGCAGACUGGCCAAGGAUCCAUUCCACAGCAUAAUGAUACUACCUUAUCUUCACCCCAAGAUACUUCGCGAAUCGAUCAUCAAUCUAGACCGCUCCUCACCGGCCCAGAAACUCCUAACCAGCCGUCGGAAGAGGAUUAUUUCCCAUCUCAGCAGUCUAAAUCUGAUCAUGACCCAUCUCAGGAACCUCUUUUUGUUAAACCAACGGUAUUUCGCCCCAACACGUACUUCAAAGGCCGGGACAAAGAACUGAAAUUACUGCACAAAAUGUUAAUGGACCGUAAGAGAAGGUCCGUAGGAACAUCGUCUGUUCUAAUUCAGAGUAUGCCUGGCGGAGGCAAAACUCAUUUAGCACGACAGUAUGUCUUCCAACACCGAUACGACUACCAAGGCGGCAUCUUCUGGAUUCGGGCGAAAUCUUUAGAGGAAUUGGACUACGGCUACUGGGACAUUGCUAAGACAGUAGGCCUCAGCGAUAUGGCACCGCUAAAUCCAAAUGGGAGUGUUGAUACCCAUGAAAUGGUGAAGGCCGUUCAAGCGUGGCUAAGUAGCCAAACUGACUGGUUACUCAUCUUAGAUGGUGUUCAUUUUGACCUUCCAGAUCUCCAGCAUUACAUUCCUUUCGCGAAGAAUACAAGCAUUAUCUACACGUCAACCGAGCGAACUCCUGGCGAGGACUACCAAUUUGAUAACCCUCAAGUCAUCGCUCUAGACUCGUUAACUAAGCAGGAAGCUCAAGAAUUACUAUUUGAGGAGAUGGGGAAGAAGAAACCAUAUACGCAAGACGACCUGAGGCGUGCAGAGGAGCUAGUGGAACUGAUGGAUCGUCUACCUCUCAUGAUUCAUGUUGCGGCCCUGAACCUGAAGGCUACGAGAGAGCCACUUGCGAAGUACCUAAGGUCGUUCCGAAGUCGUCCGAAGGUAGGUAACCUUCCGGCGUACCGUGCCGUUCGUGAACAACUAGAACAUAGAGGAGCCAGUGCUGCACUAAAUUUGAUGGCUUUACUCUCUUUCUUCGGCACACAUAUCCCCGUCGAGAUGAUAGUAUUAGGUGCCAAAGCUUUGGACAAGAGAACUCCUGUUAAAUCGGUCGACGCCGAGACUCGGAGGUCUUCUUUGAAUAAUACAUUCAAGAUACUUAUCGCUUUUGCUCUCGUUGAACGGAAUGAGAACAACGAAGCCUCGUCGGCUAGUUCACGUAGUACGAGAAGUGUCGACAUGGGUCAGGACAGCCUUGACAUACUCAGGGUUCACGGAAUUGUUCAAGCAUUCUUCAUCGAUGUCCUUGCUGACGAUAGACAAGCUCAUUUCUGGCUAGAGCGAGCGAUCUGUCUUUUCUGCAAAGCCUUUGACGUGAGCGACCAUCGAGUUGAUGAAGAUCCCCUAACGGGAGUGCCUGAGGAUUUCCGAAGGCUCCUCAUUCAUGGCGAACGGCUACUGGCUCAUAUUAGUCGAUUUGAGAGAAGAUAUCCCGAACUCGCCGAAUGUCGGGGAUGCAUAGAAUUGCGUCUGGGUACUAUUAACAAGCGAAUCGAUCAACUCACUAAACGGAUUACGGAAGCAUCUAGCCAAGGUUCCGGGGCAGUGAUUAUCUCUGUUUUCGAACGAACUAACAGUUUAUCCGAGGGCGACUCAGAGACGCCCCCGAGCAACAGCAGCAUAGUUGAACCGUACAUGCUAUAUGAUGAAAGUUCUCCAAUAGAAUCACCUGCGAUAUAUAGCCCCCUGGAUCAUCACAACCCAUACCAUUGGCACGUUACUUUCCCACACAAUACAUCCCAAGAUGACGUGGAUUAUUCAAGGACGGUUACGCCUCAAGCAGCACCCACGGAAGUUUUCGAAUCAAUGUCCAUGCCAGAUGAUGAUGAAAUUACUCGCAGGGUUUUUGGUCCUAACCAUCGAACUAUUAAGAAGCAUGCCUCAAGACGCUACCGCGACCGCGCUGGUUCUUGGAGAGCCGCGUCUCAGAUACUCAGCGAUCCCCGCGUCAGUAUCAGUCGUGAGACAGCAAGGGGCAUCAUCAACCCAACGACGCUUCAGCAGGUGUUAUCAAGACCACGCUCUUCUACUGAUAGUAUGUCGUCGGAGGCCACCAAAGCACAGUUGACAUUGGACAAGAUCAAUAAGGGAUCCCCUUCAUUACAACCAAGAAGUGUUGACAGUAAUAUCGAUGCUAUGAGUGACAGUAUCUUAACCAUACGUCCGAGGCUGGUAGCCGGGAGACCAUCAUACGCCGAUCCAAAGGCCGAAGCUACAAUUGACGAUUAUCCAAUCUCGACCACGUUCUCUAGCCCCGCUCCAUCCCCAGACUCUGCCGCGUUAACAAUCCUAAAGCGGAGGGAAAAUGACCACUCUGUAUCACUGGAAGGUCUUACCCCGAUUAAAGUGUCCAGUCCCUUGUCUGCGACUCCGCUCACUACUACAUCACUGCCUUCGCCACCAUCACCAAGCCCGCCAGUGACACAGCAGCCGUCGUUCCCGGAAGUUAAUAAGACUGAGAACAUACUCAAACCACCCUCAAUACCUUCAAGGUCGCUGUCGAAUUCACCUCUAGGCCGAGUUUCAAAACCGCCUUCAAGACCGACAUCUGUGGUCCUUUCGCGGUCUGCUCAGUCUAGCCCGGCACAUCCCUCUGGCCCAUUCUCACCGCCACCUAUCCCCAUUGAAAUAAACACCAGUAGCAGCCUCCGCUCGCCUCCUUCUCCCGGUGCUCACCAAUGGGACUCGCACGCUCGACUUUCGCAACAAUACAUAGCUGAAGACAACGAAUACCCGUCUCUCGCACACUCACUCCCAUCAAUCCGCCCACACACCAACCUCCCUUAUCCACAUACAGUCCAUGGUCCACCCGAUGAUCUUCUCGCAUCGGAGCCCCCGGCUCCAUGGGUAGCCUCCACGUCUCCGAACUUACACCCUCAAGGCUACUCUAGCCAGCCCAUGUCUCGAGACCAGAGUCACCAGUCUGGCCACAGCUACGGCUCCAACAACUCCCUCUCCGCACACAACGCCUCUUCAAUCGGUCAGCUGAGCUCCUCUCCCGGCUCACAGAUCAUGCAGCGACCGCGCUCUCGCCGCCCAAGCGUUGUGGAGACGGAGCCUAGUCCAAGAAUCCCAGCCCUCGACCUCGAGCCCAUCAAUACUAGCUACUCACUAUAUAUGGACUCAAGCCGUGGUCGCAGACGCGCCACCUCAGGCCACGCAUCUCGCGCUGAAGGAGCACGGCUAUUGUCGAGGUUCAGGCCUAAGAGGCGUGUCAGCGACGACAUAGGCGAUGGUAGAAGACAUCGGUCUGCUAACGGACGACUGGGCCAUUUUACUCUAACUAGAGGCUCGAGGGUAGCAGUCGAAGAGGCAAAUGGUGCGGAACCGAUGGCAAGAUCCGGGUCCGGUGGGAUACGGCUCGCGGAUGGACGGGUUGUGGAGUUCGGAUCUGGGGCUCCGCCCACAAGCGAAAGUGUUGUUAUGCCUGGAUCGGAACAUGUUGGUGAGGCUAAUGGGAGACCCGUUUCUUCCGUUAGUCCGCCGACAAGACAUUCAAGAUUUAGUCCGCAGAGACUUAGUAGGAGGGGUAGGACCGGGAGCGGGAGCGGAAGCGGAAGUGGAAGUGUACGCCGCAAGAGAGAUAGCCAAGUUUCUCCCGACGUGGGGUUGGGAAUCCAGCAACCGCCAAGACGGUCUUCGUGAUCUUCCCAGGCUCUCUUACUCGGUAUCUUGGGGCUUAGGCUCCGUACAUAAUCCGCCAAGUUGAUACAGAGGAACAUCCCUAUUCAUUCGCUACUCACACCCGGGACUAGUCAAAUGCACAUAUUCACAAAUUGGGACGUCGAAGUUACGGUUACGGAUUCCAUGCAUAUCAGGUUUUGGAAAAAGAAACAAAAAACGACAUUUGAAAUUUGGGGCUCUGCAUAGCUUAAGGUGUUUGCAUACUAUACACAGCAUUGCGAUGGUUGUUGAGAGAUUAGGUGUGGGAGGAGAUACCACGAUUGAUUGAUUCAUUUUUGGCGACGCUUUUGGUGGUUUGGUUUUUUGGUAGUCUGUAUGUAUUUGGAAGUGUGGAAGUGUGUACGAUACGAUGCGAUUCAUGAUUUUGGUGGUACACGGCAGGUAAAUAUGGAUGCUGUGUUUAUUACAAGAUAGGAAAUUUGAUUAUUACCAUUUAA